AUGUCUGAACGCCAAGAUUCUACAUGUAAAAAAUAUGAAUUACCAAAAUCAUUGCAAGGUACAGAGGAUGCCGAGUUCGUCUGGAACAUGAUAACCGAAAGAUUUCCAAAUGCAGCGCCGCUUUUAUGCGAAAUGGAGACGGUUAUCGACCGAGCCGAAGAUCUUCUUCAGCAAUUACGAGCACCUUGUCGUGAAAUUGAAACAUCUACCUCUUUCUUUACACAAGAUUCAGAAGACUCAACUGUAAUGUUUUCCGCUAGGGGAUCGGUAAUCACCGAAAAUGACACUAUAGAAGAAAGUGAUGCAAUAAGUAAGAACGUGGCCGAGAUACAAGUUUCAGAAAGCAGUAUCGACGAACGAGAAGUUAACUUAAUUGACGAAACUCAAAGUUUGGUUACUAAAGAACAAGAUAUAGGGAAUCAAUCUAGUGACUCGCUGAUGAUGAAUAGUUCUACUGCGCAGAAGUUUUCAAGCGACGAAUCUGCUUCUCUUAACGUUGAAACAAAUACCACUAAAUUGAUGAAAGAGACGGGUAGUUUAGAGGAGUGGGGUAAAAUAGCAAAUGCUGCUAUGCGACAAGACGCUGCCGAGGUGCAAUCUGUUAAAGAAACAAUUAACAUGUUCGAGAAACGAGCGAAUUUCGAAGAAAGUAAAAUGGAAAGCCACAGUAUAAAAAAACACGAGGAUUCUUGUAUUACGCUGCACCGCCAAGAAACAUGUGCUGACGUUGGUGAUUCCGUUAUGGAAAUUGGCUCCCAUCGAACCGCAAGUCAAAAAUUUAUCGUUGAUAAAGAUGAUGAUCUUUCAAUUCAAGGUAGUGGUGACGACAGUUCGUCGAAAAUCGUUAGUCAAAGAACACCAUUAAACAUUUUAGAGGCAUAUGCAAAACGUUGCAAAAUACCAGUUGAAUAUGAAUACACAAGCGACUGUUCACAUCGUCACAAAUCGAACGUCUAUGUAAUACGUGGAAAUCUCGCUGGAUUUGCUGCAACAUCUAGAGGUUUAACCGAAGAAUCAACAAAGAACGACUUAGCCGCGAAAAUUUUACAAAUGAUUGCGAAUCAGGAGAUGAAAGACGAAAAGCUAGGUGCUCUCGUGGAUCUUACACAGGAAGAACUGUUGGAAAUAAUUAAUCUAGGCACGGACGGUCUGAGAGAAACAGCUCAAAGAAAGUUGUAUCAACUUUGUCUUAAGAAAGGAGUUCCAGUUCCAAAGUAUUGCGUGGAAAAAAUGAAAACUUAUCAGGGUUUGACUUACAUCGCUACUUGCUCUGCGUUGGGCUAUAUCAGCGAAGGUCGUGGUGUGAGAGAGUGUGUGGCAAAGAAAGCAGCCGCUGACGAGUUGUAUCGUCAAUAUUGUGAGGAUCAAAAAGCAGAGUCGAAGUAACGUGUCUUCAAUCGACAAGAAUAUAAUACGAACAUCCGUUAAUUUGUUUCCACGAAGACUAAGCAAUCGAAAACGAUCCACCCAACUAGACCCCUCCAAUUGAACGAUCGAUUCGAUCAUAUUAUCAUUCAGAUAUAAGUCCUCUACCCCUUUGUACACAGGAUUCGUCGUAAGUGGCCUCAAAUCCUGUAUCUACAAUUAAAAUUCUAUUUUAUAAGAAGCAUUCAGCCGAUCUAUAUUAUCGUCAACAUUAUUGUCGAUAUUUAGGAUUCUCAAUAUCAUUGUAUGUAAAAGAUCAAUCUCUAGUCGAUCAAUGUAUACAUGUAUUAUGAAUACAACAUUGAGUACAUUAAAUCCUGACAAUAAUAUUGACAAGUAAUAUUGAUCGUCCGAAUACUCCUUUAGUUAUUAACGAGCUUUUAAUAUUAAACAUCUCGAAAAAUAGUAUUUAAAAUGUUGCAACUUUGUUUCCAGAUAAAUGAAGAGUAGUGGUGUUGGCGGGUAAGAAACUUGGCAUCUCGGUUAAUCCACGAUGACUACAAUUCACCGAAACAAAGGCCGUCAGUUGCUUCUGAAUAUGUUUCCCUCCGUUACCAAAUACGUAUACUAAUUCACACUCGCAUACAGUCUUUGUACACUCCUCUUUCAACGUCUGAAAUAGUAAAUUUAUUAAGUUCAAAUGGUUCGCAUAGAUUAACGUUGCUUUUAACGAAUAAACUGUAAUGUAAAAUUGA
Molecule: messenger RNA, 2120 nt
Organism: Bombus terrestris (buff-tailed bumblebee)
Lineage: Eukaryota; Metazoa; Arthropoda; Insecta; Hymenoptera; Apidae
Exons: 11
Coding region: 1-1386 (461 amino acids)
Source: RefSeq, a predicted model, not a curated record